GACAAAAAGCGUGUGCUUCAAACCCUUGUGAAAACGGCGGAACGUGUACGGAUGUGGGCACUGAUACAUUUGAAUGUACGUGUCAAGAAGGAUUUGAAGGACCAACUUGUGCAGGUAAGAGGAAGUAUAGUGGCAAGGCACCGCACUCAUUAAAUAUUCUGGGAUGCCGCUACAUUAACUUCAAAACUCCAGCUUUCAAGCUCUCAAAAUCAAGCUCUAUAUCUCUUUCACUUUUUCCGGGAAUUGAAAGCUCGACAGACAAAUUUUUACAAGAGUUAAUUAAUUUAACAUGCUUUAUGCAUUGUUGUUGCUUCGUUUGAUAUUCAUAAUUUAAACAAGUAAAUACAUUUUCAUUUCCUAUACCACGAACAGCUUCUGAUCUUCUAAGGCAUCACUGCCAAUAGACACAUGCAAAAUUUGAUAUUUGGCUUUAGCCAUAUUUCACACAAUUUUAUAAUUAAAAUAAUCAAAAAAUGAGACGAAAUGAACUCUGCUAAAACGAAAUUAAAUCUGCGUUGGUUUCAGGGCCUUUUUUAAGGAUGUGUAACUGGAGAGGGACAUAUUUCGCGGGAGACCUGGAGAAGUACCAGUCGGCAAGUCUGUAUCACUGCAGCUACCAGCAUAUAUAUGCAUUUUUUGCAGCUAUACCGUCAUAUAUAUGCUACCUUUCCUUCUCUGUAUAUCUAAGUUUCCUAUUUUUCAAACGUUUAAUUUUUCACACAAAGUUCCUUCAACGUGGGAAACAGCUGGUCAGAAGCAUUGGGCAGAAUUAAUGGAAUUAGGCAAAUGAAUAGCAGAAAUUCUACGAAUGAAAUUAUUGUUUAAACAAUUAACAUGUUGUCCAUUAUAUUGACUUUUCGAAUUAUUUAUUUAUUUUCACAUCCAAAAAAGUCAAUAAUAUGAAAAGGGAUAUUACGCCGGAGAGGGGGACCAGAUCAGGGGGGGGGGCACUUUGUUGCGAUUCUGUUUGACUGUACUAACCAUGGGAGGUAUACAACUUUAUGUGCGAAAUAUUGGCACUGAUGAAGAUCCCGGCUUACCGACCGAAAGCUUUGGAAUAAUAAUUUACGUGGUGUUUUAUAUAAAUCCUCCAUUGUUAAUAACACAUUCUACAGCCAAUACAAAACAACGGUAACUCUAAAAAUGGAAAACUUGCAUAUAUAUUGAUAGAUAUGGUACGCUUCGUCUGAGCUCAUGCCAGAGGCGCCGGAAUAUCGAUAAUUAUAAUAUAGUCAUUCACCGUAUAUGAGCUGUUCUGCAAUCUGAUUAGUUGAAUUACUCGCCGUAUAUCAGCUCAUAUACGGCGAGUAGCGAAAAACAAGAUGGCGGUCCAAAAACUACAUGAAUUUUGCGAAGCAGAAAAAAGGAAAAUAUUCGCUUUGAGAAUGAUAAUGCUACAAGGAAAAACUCUCAAAAAAGUUUGACAGGUUAGCAAAAUACAUUUAUUACAUAUAGAAACUAGUUUAAAUACAAGUUUUUUAAAAGAAUUAAUACCGAAACAACAGCGAAAAAAACAUGUUCAUUGAGAAUAUCAAGUGUUCAGAAAAGUUUCCAACGAAAGACAAAUGAAUUUGCAGUCAACAAGCACUUAGUAUACUACCAAGCAUCUGUAUAAUAUAUCUGAGCUUUUCUGUGAUAUAUACUCGUUCUAAAACCAUUUCUUUCACUUCGUCUUCGAGUUGUAAAACAAAAGUAUUUCAAAUUUUCAAGGCCAAACGGUUUUUGGCCGAACAAAUUUUCAAGACAUUGUAACAGGGGAGAAUUAAUUAUUGCUUCAGUUAAUGGCUAUUAGACUAUAUUAUAAAACUAUUAUACCAUUCGCUCUCGUCGUAUAUGGCUGCAUGAUAGCUCAUAUACGACUCGAGCUCACGGUAUAAUUAUUAAUUGGGGGGGGGGGCAGAUAUUCAUAUAUUCGAGUUCACAGACUGUAAAAACAAUCAAUUUCAAUUGGACAGAACACGAAUAUAUGAAUAUCUGCCCCCCCCCCCAAUUAUCGAUAUUCCGGCCCCUCUGGCUCAUGCAGUCAAGCCUAGUCGAAAAUGAGAACUUAUCAAUAAAAAUAUUUACUGUUUUCCAAGGUAAUUUUGUAUUUGAGUAAAAAAGUCCAUGAUUUCCGUAAUCGUAUUCUAUACGUUUACUCUGUAUGAGAGUUCAUUAACUACACGACAAACUUUUAUCCAUUAAUCAAUAAUCUAAUCAGAAAAUUUUUGACAAGCAGUUACAUAUUAGCAGCAUUUAAGCUGCAAGGACGUGCACGCUGGGCCGCCGAGAGGAGGGGCCCGAUUCAUUUUUUUGCGCGAAAUAUUUCCGUUUUUGGGUCGAAAUAUUUGUGUUUUUUUGGGCAAAGAACCGAAAUUUGGUAUGAAAAUUUUUUUGAAUAGGGCUCCCUAAGAAAAAUUUGCUCCAGGCCCCCGCCAUAGAUAUCUUAUAUACACUAGAUAGCGCAUCUCUUUUAGUAAAAUUGAAGCCAAGAAUAUUCCAGCGGUUACCCCCAUUUGAAUAAAUGGCGGCCAUGUUGGUCGUUCCCACUUGCUAAUAAACGCUUAAAAACAACAAUAACUUUCAUCAUUUGAAUAGUUUAAAAACGUAUUUCGAAUAGGGUUAACUUAAUGUUUAAGUUCCGUGUUUAAGAAAUAGAAAACAUACGAAUCUUCUCAUUUCAUGGGAACGACCUGAGACUGCAAUCAAGGCUUCAAUUUUUGAAUUGCAGAAUAAUUAGAUGCACUAUCGAGUGUAUAUAAGAUAUCUAUGGCCCCCGCCAAGCUCUCGGCGGCCCUGCUAGUUGCGCGACAGCGGUAUGUUGCGUCUAUUGUCCUUCAUCAAAAGUACUUGGGGAUAACAGAACCCAAGAAGAGAAGAUAAAGGAACAACUAAUAGUGUUUGGAUAGAUUGUUCUUUAGGAUAAUAUCUUUAGCUCAGAUUAGCUUGAUCUUCUAAUUUGCGUUCGAUAGCUAUUCUGCUUUUUAUCCAAUCAUUUCAAGAUUGGUAAUUGUUCCCCCUUAGCUGCGCUAAUUUAUCCAACAACUAGGUUAAAUUCUUAGUGUCUUAUGCAGCUUGUACAAUUUUUGUAUCCACCAGCACGACAUCUAUUCCACCAUCAAAAGCAGCGUCUACGAAUUUACGAGUUAACUAGAAAAUACAUGCAUGCAGAAACCCUCGCCUUGCUGACAAACAGACAAAACCAUUGUAUUUUCCGAACAUGAAGUAUCUGAAGUAGUUGUCAUGGUAACACGAUAAUUUUUUAAGAAUAUUCUUACAAAUGAAAAAUCGCCUAAAAAAUAUCACUUUUAAUUACAAAAUUAUUAAUUUGCCAACAUAUAUAUGUUAGGUAUGUUAUUAUACGUAAUAUAAGCCUCAAUUUAAGGUAAAAUUCAACCACAAACGCUUCGCAAAACGUUUUAAAGUCACUAGUGUUCUUUAUAAAACUAAACUGACUUUUAAAAUGGCUUUAUCGAUAAACUUUGAGUUUGCAAUAAAAUGACUUCGAAUUUUCGCUUGCAAAUAACUCUGCUUUCUUUUUUAUUUAAAAAAUUCAAUAUCAUAAAAAAGGGAAUCAAUAUUACUAAAGAUACACUGAAAUAAUAUGCUGUCUUGUUUAGUUGUUUCAUAUAUGCAAAGGCCGUCGGGUUUUAAAUUAAAUCCAUUAUAAAAUCAAUAUUUAAAACAAAGUUACCUUCGUUAACGUUGGCUCACUUCUUUUAGCCAAUUCUUUCGCUGUUUCUUUCUUGAAAUUUACAAAAUCUUGCGAAAAUGCGAGCGAAAAUGAAAUAUAUUUGUGAUAUUUGCAAGAAAUUUAUCAAUCAUCAAAUCAAGAAAUGUUUGCUAUUUAGCUGUCGUCAUGCAGUCGUUAUAAUGCAAACUUUAAAUUGGACCAAUCAGUUUCGCUAUUCAUGACAGUCCGCCACAUAUUUUGAGAUCAGUGAGGAUGACCACCCACCGAAACUUCGUUGGUGAGCCACGCCCGCGAUAUUUGAUGAACUUUAGACUUCGCUAAUGCUUUCGUUUCCCCGGGUGUAAAUAGCCGGGGGAAAUUAGUACCCUCGCACGGCGCUUUGCGCCGUCGGCUCGGGGAUCAAAUGCAACAAAGAUCACGUCCUGAUUGUUGCAUCAAUUACACAGGCCAAAUAUCGAGAGACAACAGAAGUUUUUCUACUUUUUGGAUACUCUGAUAUGCUUGCUCGAGGGUCCCUCCUUUUAUGUGGGUUACGGAAAUGACCUUACGUUUGGACGUAUUUGUACAGCUAAUGUCAAAACAAGAGCUGAUUGUUUACGCGCAUGCGAUUUAAAAUUAGUCGCCGAUCCAUGCCGAGUCGUUAAAAACAAGUAUUUACAACUGAAAAAAAAAAAUUUUCACAAAACUAAUCAACUACAUGACGUUCUUACAUACCUACACAGAGGUUAAAGGAUGCAGACAGAGAUAAAAGCACGUGUAAUUAUUUAGUAAAAUUAUUUAAAUUUAAACAUGAAAGAUUGAAAUAUUAACAAGACGCCUGCUCAGGCGUUCACACUGGCCUCGCGGUUGGUAAAAUAUCAUCGCAAUACUUAAAAAAUAACUUGAAACAUGUAGAUGUUCUUCACUUCUUCACCGCCGUCACUUCAUGAUCACAAACAUUCACGGAGGACGGCACAAUAAAAAUCCAUACAAAACCAAUAGAGUUCAGCGAUAUAUCGAAAAACGCAGAAAAAUUCAAGCAGCAUGCGCAAUGAAAUAUAAUAAAUACGUCCCACAAUUACAGCGUCUAAGAUUUGUAACCUAGUUAAACACGAAAGUCGUUCUGAUUAACAUUGUGUAGAAUUGGUCCUAAUAAUAGUCGUGAGCAUGUUUUAAUUAAAUUGCGCAAUCCUGAGCCCACGAUGCCGCAAUGGAAAGUCACACUUGCGACAACCAAAAACCCCCCGAAAAAUUCCUUGCAUUUUCAGCAAGAGCAAAUUAUGACACUGGCUGCGGCCAGUGUAAUAAGUGUCUAUUCUAUGAGGUGUCAUGUGCUGACUCGUGCAAGUCGACGGAUCAAGGAAGCUGUAUUAAGUCGAGAUCCAACUUUGAAUGCACCAAUACAUUGAUACAGUAGCUUCAAUUAGUUGACCUGCAUCUAAGGACGUAAAGCAUCAAUAUCAUUAACGGGACAAAAGACACGCAAAAUCACUGUUUCCUAUUGGCUCUCACUAUAUGAUCUACAGUAUGUUCAAAACUUGGCUAAACGCAAAAUAGUAAGAUUCUGUUGGCUAUCGCAUUGGGUCGGCACGAAGCUGUAGGAAGAUGUUCUGUGACUGGUUGAUUAUGACAAUGACAAAAUAAUAAGCUAUAGAAUGGAUUUUCUUUAGAACGAAGCAAGAACAAUAUUCCUGUUGUUUAUGUAAGCCAAUUACGUCUUUUGUCAUUGUCAUAAUCAACCAGUCACAGCUCAUCUUCGUAGAGCUUCGUGUUUACUGCGUACUAACCAUGUCUACUAAAAUUCGAUGUUUCUUUUACAGACGUAGUCUGCGUACACCCCGAAAUCGAUAUGAUUUACGUGAUGGAUGGUUCUGGUAGUGUCGGAAAGAAAAAUUUCGAAAACAUGAAAGAUUUUAUUCAAGAAUUAAAUGAAAGGUUUACCAUUGGAACUAACGACGUUCGUGUUGCUAUUCAAGAAUAUUCAUACUCCGACCAUUAUGUGUACGCCGUUCAGCUCGGCGAAGGAAAUAUAAAUGGCAAUAUUGAUGACUUGAAUGGUGUUGUGUCAAAUAUGCCAUAUCUUAACGGCGGUACGUACACCGGUGAGGCACUAAAAAGAGCAAGAACUGUGGUAAGAAAUAUACUUUUCUACAUAUAGUUUUUUAAUUUCUGUUUAUUUUACCAAACUUCAGGCGCCCGUAUGGCAAUUUAAUUUUUUUUUAUAAAUACCUCUAGGUUUCACUGAAGAGAAUUUAA
Paramuricea clavata is the source of this 5908-nucleotide messenger RNA. NCBI's taxonomy places the organism in Eukaryota, Metazoa, Cnidaria, Anthozoa, Malacalcyonacea, Plexauridae. The record is from the annotation of a GenBank genome assembly.